This is a messenger RNA of Aegilops tauschii subsp. strangulata, 1809 nucleotides long. RefSeq names its product probable magnesium transporter NIPA4. Gene Ontology annotation, biological process: magnesium ion transport. Gene Ontology annotation, cellular component: membrane. Lineage: Eukaryota; Viridiplantae; Streptophyta; Magnoliopsida; Poales; Poaceae. Gene Ontology annotation, molecular function: magnesium ion transmembrane transporter activity. The record is from RefSeq and is a predicted model, not a curated record.
GCCACGCACGCACGCACAACUCUUGGACGACUGCUGACUGACUGACCGCCUGCCCGUUCCCGUUCCCCUCCCUCUCCCCCGCUUCCUUCCCGACGACGUCGUCGCCGCAGUCUUUUGGUGGUUUUUGUCCCGCGGCCUCUGCCGCCCGCCCGCGCGCGAUACCUUCCCCUCUCCUCUCCUCCACUCCCCCGCUUAGAGCUCACAGAGGCCCGAAGCAGCCGAGCGGCACCACAGCGGCGGAAAGCCAAGCCGUCCCACCGACAAGGCGAGCGGCCUCUCCAGAUCUCGCAUGCGCGGCCGCCGCAGGGGCAGGAGAAGGAGGGGGAGCGGCUAGGGAGGGGCUGGUGGUGCCGCCGGCGGCGGCCGGUUUUUCCGAGAUGCGCGGGGAGCGGCUGGGGAGCUGGGUGGUGUCCUACACCGGGAUGUCGGCGGACAACAUCAAGGGCCUGCUGCUGGCGGUCUCCUCCAGCCUCUUCAUCGGGGCCAGCUUCAUCGUCAAGAAGAAGGGCCUCAAGAAGGCCGGCGCCUCCGGCGUCCGCGCAGGUGUUGGUGGCUACUCUUACCUGCUUGAGCCACUGUGGUGGAUAGGACUGAUAACAAUGGUUGUUGGGGAAAUCGCUAACUUUGCUGCGUACGCUUUUGCCCCUGCUAUCUUGGUCACUCCACUUGGCGCACUUAGCAUAAUUAUUAGUGCUGUUCUUGCACGUAUCAUUUUGCGGGAGAAGCUGCACAUAUUUGGUGUACUCGGAUGUGUUCUUUGUGUCGUGGGUUCGACAACAAUUGUGCUACAUGCCCCUGCAGAACGUGAAAUUGAGUCUGUGGCAGAAGUAUGGGAUCUUGCUACUGAACCAGGAUUUCUACUUUAUGCAGCCAUUGUGCUCACAGCAGCUUUUGUGCUCAUAUUCCAUUUUGUCCCACAGUAUGGUCAGACACAUAUUAUGGUGUAUAUUGGUAUCUGUUCUCUUUUUGGGUCUCUGUCGGUCAUGAGUGUCAAAGCUCUUGGGAUAGCCUUGAAGCUGACGUUUUCAGGGAUGAACCAGCUAGUCUAUCCACAAACAUGGUUCUUCACACUUGUUGUGAUUGCAUGCAUAGUAACACAGAUGAACUAUCUGAACAAGGCCCUUGACACAUUCAAUACUGCAGUUGUUUCGCCCAUUUAUUAUACGAUGUUUACUUCGUUGACCAUUUUGGCUAGUGUAAUAAUGUUCAAGGACUGGGAUCGUCAAAAUCCGACUCAAAUUGUCACGGAAAUGUGUGGUUUUGUUACUAUCCUUUCUGGGACGUUUCUGCUUCACAAGACAAAAGACAUGGUGGAUGGUCUCCAACAGAAUUUACCUAUCCGAAUUCCUAAACACGCGGAUGAGGAUGCGUAUGAAUCUGAAGGAAUUCCUCUCAGGUCUGCUGCUGAUAGGAUUCCUCUCAGGUCACCGAGGGGCACCGAAGGAAUUCCUCUCAGGUCUGCCGCCGACGGCAUUCCGCUCAGAUCAUCAUCGAGGGGCACAGAAUCGUUCCGCUCGACAUCAUGACCUGGUGAUGGUUGCAGCUGGGUUCAAGUCCAUGAGACGCUUGAGGGCAACAUUGGUCAAAUCAUGGUGCCUGAAUGCUUUAUACCUGGGAAGGGAAGAAUCACCAUUCUUUCGUCGGAUAGAACUCCUUAGGUUUUGACUGUAGGACUGGAAGGUAAAACGGCUCGGCGCCCCUUGUAAUUGUUGAGACUUUGGUACAGAAGUUUGGGGCUUACAUCAGUUAUACUAUAUAUACGUCUCUGGGCAAGAUAAUUAGAAUGGCCAAGGACCCGAGUUUUGAACA